AUGUUUUCGGCUUCUGGAUCCGCAUUGCCAUCGAUUUGGGGAAGAAGGGAGGUGGAUUUAGCUUACCUAGAUUCUGGCUUCGACGAAUGCAGUAGCAGCAAGCCCAGAUCUGGUACUGCUGCCGCAGUUACAGCAACAUCAUCCUUGUCGCCCAUUCUCCGUCUCUUGCUUUUGAUGCUCGUACAGGCUUUAUCCGGAGCCUCAACGUCGACGGGAGCGAGUUCUAGGACUACCUCCGACACUAUCGCCAUUGGAAUAAGCAAAACAUCCACUACUCCUAUCCGCCUCACCAUUAUUUCCCAGGUUGCAAGGAUGCAUUACCAGAGUUGA
This is a messenger RNA of Linum trigynum, 330 nucleotides long. NCBI's taxonomy places the organism in Eukaryota, Viridiplantae, Streptophyta, Magnoliopsida, Malpighiales, Linaceae. The record is from the annotation of a GenBank genome assembly.